Molecule: messenger RNA, 1071 nt
Organism: Ustilago hordei
Lineage: Eukaryota; Fungi; Basidiomycota; Ustilaginomycetes; Ustilaginales; Ustilaginaceae
Exons: 1
Coding region: 1-1071 (356 amino acids)
Source: RefSeq, a predicted model, not a curated record
AUGAAGCUAUCCGGGAUGUUCCGAAUCAGCUUUGUCGCAGCUAUCGUCACUGCGCUCAUCCUGCUUCCAAGCCGCAUCGCUGCCGGUGGCAGCAACGAGGCGAGUACCUCGACUCCACUUCAACGUUAUUAUACAGGACAGCCCGGGACCGUAUUUGAUACCAACGACUACAUCCGGCAACUUGGAUACAAAACCAUUAAGCAAAUGGAUGGAGGCGAUCGUAAACUUUAUACCGAUGUCCCCUUUUACAGCAAAACUCCCUUGUACUCCAUUGGCACUCCCAUUGAAACGGUCCGACAGGCCCUCCGAGACCAUAGAUCUGUUGGAAUUGUCGAAGCCCACCCCGAUAAAGAUGCCCUUAGUAAAGCGAAAUGGAUCAAAAUGCGCGAUGGCAAAAUCGAAACGAUAACGAAUGAAGAAGACAGAAGAGUGAUGAUUAAUAUCUUCAGAAAUCAACUUGAUUCUAAACUGCAUAAACUCCGGAAUCUGGUCCGAACUGAACAAAUCUACAUCCAUCCUGGGGUAAACAUCGAUCACCUACCAGUUGUCAAUGGCAAGCCCAUCCUCUUCCAAGACUCUGCAACUCUCGGCCACAUGAUAACAGCCGCCCGCACCGAGCCGAAAAAGUUUUACUACGUCCCACAUGGAAGGGUCCCCAUAUUGAUCGACCCCAACAUAGACAAGCUGAUUGUGGACGAAGGUAGAAAUGUGGAGGAAGACCCUUACCGCGUUAUGGUCGGGUAUAAUAGCGCCAAGAACCAAUACGGCGAAUCAUUGGCAUCUAUAAUUUGGGGCAAGCCUAUCAAACCCAGUACUGAUAACCUACGAACUGCGAAAAUUUCACUAAAGGACUCUCCGCGGUUUAGACAUGACGGUCCGAGAGAUGCUAUGGCGAGAUCACUGAAAAACAGCAAACUCAUCCGCGUAUACAAAGAGAUCAAUGGAAAGGAAUAUGACUACAAGGUAAAGGUGCUGAAUCCUCUAGCCAAGAAAGGCGAAGCUUUAAGAUUCUCUGUUAAACCAGUCUCCACCUUAGAACGUAUACGGAUGUUUUUUCGAUUUACUCAUUGA